Lactuca virosa is the source of this 435-nucleotide messenger RNA. The record is from the annotation of a GenBank genome assembly. Lineage: Eukaryota; Viridiplantae; Streptophyta; Magnoliopsida; Asterales; Asteraceae.
AUGGGAGCAUCUCUCGCAAAGCCAGAUGCAGUCGUCGUUGAUAUUGAUGGCGAUGGAAGCUUCAUGAUGAAUCUUCAAGAACUUGCCACCAUUCGUGCCGAAAAUCUGCCGGUGAAGAUCAUGCUGCUUAACAACCAAUAUUUGGGCAUGUCGGUUCAGUGGGAGGAUAUUUUGUUUAAGAGACAUAGGGCACACACGUACUUAGGAAACCCAAUGAAAGAAUCCGAGAUCUUCCCAGAUAUGGUGAAGUUUGCAGAGGCAUGCGAUAUCCCAGCGGCGAGGGUGACCAAAAAAGAGAAAGUUCGAUCUGCCAUUAAGGAUAUGUUGGAUACACCAGGGCCUUACUUGUUAGAUGUUGCCAUUUCGCAUCAAGAAUAUGUUUUGCCAGUGAUCCCCAGUGGAGGAACUUUCAUGGAUGUGAUUACCGAAUGGUAG